UGUGACAUCAAGAUCAAGGCCAAGACUGACUGUAAACAAACGCUCCUUGGCAACGUGCCGCCAAGACCUUCCAUCGUGUGUCAUUAUCUCGUCCCCCGGGUGUCCACUGUCCCCUGAGUGUCCUGCCCCUGAGUGUUGCCGCCAUGGAGAUCCAGCUGGCCGGGGACGUGCGGCGCGUGCAGGCCAUGGUGGGGCUGCCCGGCGCCGCCCACCCCCGCCUGGUCACGCCCGGGGAGGUCAUCUCGCAGGACACCAGCUUCAUGAGAGGCCAUGGCACCUACAUGGAGAAAGGUGUGCAGGUGGCAUCCGUCGCUGGCUAUGUGACUCGAGUGAACCGCCUCAUCACUGUAACCCCCCUGCGCCAGGUGUACCAAGGUGCGGUGGGGGACACAAUUGUUGGGCGCAUCACCAAAGUACAGAACAACAGGUGGAAGGUUGAUGUAAACUCAAGACUGGAUGCAGAGUUGAGGCUUUCAAACAUUCAGCUGCCAGGAGGAGAACAGAGGAGGUGUAACUUGGAGGAUGAGAGAGACAUGCGGGCACUGCUGACUGAAGGAGACUUGGUGUGUGUCGAGGUGCAGAAGAUAUGUGAUGAUGGCUUGAUGAGGCUGGCCGCACGGAGCAUAAAAUUUGGAAAGCUUUCUCAAGGCACUUUGCUCGCCGUGUCCCCGUCUCUCAUUGUGCAAGACAAGCAGAGGAUGCAUGACCUGCCCUGCGGAGCUCGGGUGGUGUUUGGGGCAAAUGGCUAUGUUUACAUAACCCCAACGGUGCCCCAAGAACAAGCUUCCACCUAUAUUGUCAACUUUGAAGAGGUGCCAGUUGAAGUCCGGAAAACAAUAGGCCGCUUGAGGAACUGCAUAAAGCUCUUGGCCACCCACUCCAUCAUGAUCUCCCCCACCAGCGUCAUGACAGCUUUCGACACGUCCAUUGAGCAAGAAUUUGAGAUCAAAGAUUUACUGAAGCCAGAUGUGAUGCAGGAUGUGGCUUUGGCAACAGUGCAAUCCAUCAAUGAAUGAAGCUGAUGGAUAUAAAUUCAGUUAACCUGUUUGCAUCAGGUCUUCUAUUGUGUUUCAGAUCUUUUCAGUAAUGGUUCUUGUAUGUUUGUAAUUAAAUUUUUACACAAUAUAAA
Messenger RNA from Eriocheir sinensis (Chinese mitten crab), 1129 nucleotides. It is a transcript of the gene Rrp4, whose product is annotated as exosome complex component RRP4-like. The transcript is spliced from 7 exons. NCBI's taxonomy places the organism in Eukaryota, Metazoa, Arthropoda, Malacostraca, Decapoda, Varunidae. The coding region runs from base 144 to 1016 and encodes 290 amino acids. The record is from RefSeq and is a predicted model, not a curated record. Gene Ontology annotation, cellular component: cytoplasmic exosome (RNase complex); nuclear exosome (RNase complex). Gene Ontology annotation, molecular function: RNA binding. Gene Ontology annotation, biological process: U4 snRNA 3'-end processing; exonucleolytic trimming to generate mature 3'-end of 5.8S rRNA from tricistronic rRNA transcript (SSU-rRNA, 5.8S rRNA, LSU-rRNA); TRAMP-dependent tRNA surveillance pathway.